AUGCUUCAUGUUCAUUACUGGAUAGUUUUCUGUUGCAUUUUAAAUGGACAACAUGAUAUCUCAGCAUCUGACCGUCACAGAGACCCACUCAGGCAGUUCCAGGCUGCUGGUGAUUACAUACUUGGAGGGCUCUUCCCCCUUUAUUCCACUGGUGUGCAUUGGAUGACUGAAACAAAGUCAGAGCUUGGAAAAUGUGAAAGUUUCCAGCUAAAUGGUUUCUACUGGCUUCAGGCGAUGAAGUUUGCCAUUGAGGAGAUCAAUAACUCAAGCACUCUCCUACCAGGUGUGACCCUGGGAUAUGACAUCCAGGACACCUGCCUCAAGUCCUCGAUCGUGAUACAGUCAGCUAUUUCUUUCUUGACGGCCAAGGAUGGAAACAGAUUUGAACUGAAGUGUGAUUACACGGACUAUAGUACACGAGUACUAGCUGCUCUUGGCCCCUCUAACUCUGAGCUCUCCAAGGUGAUCGCUCGGCUCUUCAGCUUUCUCCUCAUUCCACAGAUUAGUUAUGCUGCUUCAAGCAAUUUAUUCAAUGACAGGACAGAUUUUCCAUCAUUUUACCGAACAGUUCCCACAGAUGAGGUCCAGGCAGCAGCGAUGGUCUCAAUGGUGAAGACAUUUCAAUGGAACUGGGUGGCAGUGAUUGGGACAGAUGACAUGUAUGGCCGAAGGGGAAUAGAACACUUUACCAAACUUGCGUCCAGAACUGGGAUUUGCAUUGCAUAUGAAGAACUGAUUCCCUUGAACUUACCUGGCUCCAAAUUUCAGAGAAAAAUGGUGUCAGUCAUCAAGAACAUUAUUUACUCACGAGUUAACAUCACGGCUGUGUUCGCUGAUGAACAAUACGUCCAGAUACUGAUGAUGAUAAUCCAUGAGCAGAAUGUGACAGGUAAAGUAUGGAUGGCCAGUGAGGCCUGGGUCACCUCUGAAGUGGUUGCUAGCACCCCAAACAUCUCAAGUAUAGGCACAAUUCUGGGUGUGGCCAUUAAAAGUGGCCAUAUGCCUGGCUUUGAAUGCUACAAAUCUGCAGCACUGGCACUCAGGGACCUGCCCAGUGUGAAAUUUCAAAGAUGUGGAAGUGGAGGGAGACUUCUGGAAGAAGAGUGUAAUGAAUGUCGAACACAAUCUGUUGAAGAAGACGCUGACAGUGAUGGUAAAGACCUCGAGCGCAUUUCAUUUAAUGUCUAUGCUGCAGUCUACACUGUGGCCCAUGCACUCCAUCGCCUGCUCCGCUGUGACUUAGGAAACUGCAGUAAGAGCACCAUUUACCCAUGGCAGCUUCUCAAAGAAAUUCCACAAAUUAACUUCACUCUGCAUGGCAGAGCGAUUUUCUUUGACAAAUAUGGAAACCCACCCACAGGAUAUGAUAUAAUUAAUUGGCAAUGGAGAAGUGGGAAUCAAAUUCCUGAGUUCAAAAUGAUUGGAGAAUACAGAGCACAGCACAAGGAGCUUCGAAUUAAUACAUCCCUGAUCCAAUGGAACACACCACAGAAUAAGGUUCCUGGUUCCAAUUGCUCAACUUCCUGUGAAUCUGGACAAAUAAAGAUGGUGAAAGGAUUCCAUUCCUGCUGCUAUGAAUGUGCAGAUUGUCCAGCGGGAACUUUUCAAAGUGAUGACAACCAGUGCACUCCAUGCCUGAAGAAUGAAUGGUCAUUGCUGAAGAGUACUGAAUGUCAGAACAAAACAAUUGAGUUCCUACGGUGGACAGACACACUAGCUAUCCUGUUGGUCUCACUGACUACUGCAGGUCUUCUAAUUAUAGCAGCAAUAAUAGGCAUUUUCAUCAACAAUCUGAACACUCCCAUGGUCCAGCUAGCCGGGGGUAAAACCUGUCUGGUGAUGCUGGUGUCUAUGGCCAUCUCAUGCUGUAGCCUUUACUGCUUCAUGGAGAAGCCAAAUUGGUUGCUCUGUACUAUCAGGCAGCCCAUUUUCUCAUUUGGUCUGACAGGCUGUCUAUCAGCCAUGCUAGUGAAAUCCUUCCACAUAAGUGGCCUGUUCAGAGAGAUCGGCUUUCGGGCACAAUGGUGGCCCAGGGUUCUGAGGUAUCUUGGGGUCUGUUCACUCGUCUUCAUUCAGAUCAUUCUUUGUUCAGUUUGGCAGACCACAUCCCCUCCCUCUGUCUUUGCAAACUACAACAUCUCGGUCAAAGUAAUAGUCAUGGAGUGUGAUGAAGGCUUUAUGACUGGCUUUGGGCUACUACUGGGCUACAAUGGUUUGCUUGCUGUUGCGUCCUUCCUAUGCACAUUCAUGGUUCAAAGCUCAGCUAAAACCUACAACCUGGCCCGACACAUCACCUUCGCUAUGCUCAUCUACCUCAUGGCCUGGGUUUUCUUCAUCCCAGCCUACGCCACAGCUAAAGGCAAGUUUGUCUCCUCUAUACAGUUGUUUGCAGGUCUCGUGAGCAUAUAUGGAAUCAUCACUGCCUACUUCCUGCCCAAAUGCUACAUAAUCCUCCUUAAACCUGAGUUCAACAACCAAGCCUACUGUCAAAGCCCUAAAGACAAUCCUACACCCACCAGUGAAUCCCAGUGA
This is a messenger RNA of Stegostoma tigrinum, 2532 nucleotides long. Its product is annotated as taste receptor type 1 member 3-like. Bases 1 to 2532 code for a protein of 843 amino acids. The record is from RefSeq and is a predicted model, not a curated record. Gene Ontology annotation, biological process: G protein-coupled receptor signaling pathway. Gene Ontology annotation, molecular function: G protein-coupled receptor activity. The transcript is spliced from 6 exons. NCBI's taxonomy places the organism in Eukaryota, Metazoa, Chordata, Chondrichthyes, Orectolobiformes, Stegostomatidae. Gene Ontology annotation, cellular component: membrane.